UUCACACAGCUGAAUAAAUGUCAAACAGAAAACUGAUUAAACAGAAGUGUGAGAUGGUCGAGAAUCUACGCAAGCGUCCGGUUAUAUUUUAUUUUAUUUAGACAGCAAGGAGCAGACGGCAGAGGUGACGUAAUUAUGAAGGCUAGACCCCCCCAAUUUCACAGUCGCUCAUUUCCGGUCUACCCGGGUUUCGGAGGACCCGGCCCACUUAGACCGCGAAGGCCGGGUCCUCAGGUGGACGCAGCCUCUGGACACCCCCGGAACAGAUGCAGUGACACCAUUCCAGGCUACAGGGAAACAACCGCUCCCAUCUUAAACAGCUGAAAUGGCGCAAUCACAGAUCCGCUUGAAAAUUCUCCCCAGUGUUCGCAGCUUCUUUGACAAGAUGGUGCGAGUAAAAGUAGAGGGACUCACUCCUCACAAACCAGUGGAGCUGAGGUCCAAACUGGUUGAUGACAAAGGUGUCAUUUUCAAAGCCUCUGCCCUGUACAAAGCAGAUGAAAGUGGUCAGGUGGAUGUCUUCCGCACACCCUCUCUGGGUGGCAGUUACACCGGCGUGGAGCCCAUGGGUUUGUUUUGGGCCCUGGCACCAGACGCACCACACACUAAACUCAUGAAGAAGGAUGUGCUCAGCCCAACACGCGUGACCCUGGAGGCUCUUAAUGGAGAGACUGGCGAGGUUUUAGCAUCUGAAUCUAAUGAGAGAGGAUACGUGAUUGAGGGGAUGAAGAGAAUACCUUUACAAGAGGGCAGAAUACGAGGUGUCCUCUUCAUACCACCAGGAAAUGGCCCAUUCCCAGGAAUUGUAGAUAUGUACACUUUUGGUGGAGGUCUUACUGAACCCAGAGCCAGCCUCUUGGCAAGUAAAGGCUUUGUUGUUCUGGCACUGGCUUAUUUGCGUUACCAGGAUCUCCCAAAAAACCCUAAAAACCUGGAUUUGGAAUAUUUUGAGGAGGCGGUCACAUAUCUGAGGAAGCGGCCAGAGGUGAAAGGUCCUGGGAUUGGCGUCAUAUCGAUCUCUCAUAGUGGUACUUUGGCUUUGAGCAUGUCAUCUUUUCUCUCUGGGAUCUCAGCGACUGUCUGUAUUAAUGCCUGUAAUGCAAACACUGUGCUUCCUUUACACUACAAAGACAUUGUAUUCCCGCCACUGCCCCCUGUCUUGGAGAAUGUGAAAUUCACAGACUCUGGGCUUGUAGAUAUACGUGACGCCUUACCAGACCCCACCGAGGGCAAGAACAGGGCGUCUUUGAUUCCAAUUGAACGAGCUACCUGCCAUUUCCUGUUUGCUGCUUCUGAAGAUGACCACAACUGGAACAGCAUGUUUUUUGCCAGUCAGGCUGCUGAAAUUUUGAAAAAGCAUGGCAAAAAAUCCUACGAGGUUGUUACUUAUCCAAAAGCUGGUCACUUUCUGGAUGUGCCGUACAUGCCUUAUUGUUCAUCUGGGUUUCAUCCAGCUGUAGGGCAUGUUGUGGUGUUUGGUGGGGAGCCAAAAGCCCACUCUGAGGCCCAGCUGGACCUGUGGGAAAGAGUCCAGGAGUUCUUCAAGACCCACUUGGGCAACAAGAGCACUUGAUACUGUAUUAAUCCAUCAAGCAUCUCUGAAUGGUUGUUCUUAGAAAUGCUUACCAGUGCCUGUAUUUUCUAAUUAAUAAAAUUGUGAGAACUCCAUUAACCUUCUAGUGUUCUGCAUUGGAAACACUCCCACAACCGUUUGGUUUUAGCUGAGGUUUUUUCAGUAUGUCACGGGCUUGUAGCACAAAAAUUUUCUAUAGCAAAAAGAAACAGAGAUUUUGACUUGUCAUGGGAAGGAAAUGUAAAUGGACUGCACGUAAAGCUGCUUUAAACUACAGAGUUUUGUUGGGGUAGGGUGUGGAAUUUAGUGUCAUCCCCACUUCUUGAUGCAGACUCAAGGUCUGAGUAGUGGUCUACAUCAUAAGCCACAGCCAUCAGCUCAAACUUGAUUGUUUUGUUGAAGUAUCUCACAAAAGUAGAAGACACUUGGACUUUUCCUGCAGUUACAUGACAUAAUGUCUACCUAUAAAAUAACCUACAUAUGAUUACUUCUUCUCCACUGACAUGAUGUUGGUACAGAACCAGUUCUGCUUUUGUGCUAUUUGUAACUUCAUGUCCACAUGGGUUGGACAUGAAAAAAUAUUUAUUUUUUUUAGUGUUUAAUGUAUAGCAAAAAAAGGGGGGUAAAUAUGUGGGAAGGAAAUCAUGGUGCUGGUGCCAGAUUUUGGGCAUCUGAGCUGGUGAAAAUGCAUGGAGCAGUUUGUAACUUCAGCUUGAGUGGAAAAUUAACAAAACAGUAGCAUGUUAUGGAAUCACCUACUGAAAACCAAAACUUAAGUUGUUUUAAUGUUGUUUUAUCUUUCUAGAACUUAUCUAGCAGUAUUUGAAAUUAAUGCGAUAUUUUAAUUGUAUAGGGACUUGAAUAAUUCUGUAUUUUAAGAAAGCUGAAAAAAGUGAUCUUUGUAAAAAAUAUUUGAUGUUUGCCCCAAAAAAAUGAAUGAAAUUUGUUGUCAUAUACAAUAUAAUCUAUAAUAAAGCAAA
Oreochromis aureus is the source of this 2553-nucleotide messenger RNA. RefSeq names its product acyl-coenzyme A thioesterase 1-like. Bases 326 to 1573 code for a protein of 415 amino acids. The record is from RefSeq and is a predicted model, not a curated record. The transcript has 4 exons. Gene Ontology annotation, molecular function: fatty acyl-CoA hydrolase activity. Lineage: Eukaryota; Metazoa; Chordata; Actinopteri; Cichliformes; Cichlidae. Gene Ontology annotation, biological process: fatty acid metabolic process; acyl-CoA metabolic process.